AUGAUAAAUAAAGUUGCUAUAGUUACUGGAGCUAAUAAAGGUAUUGGCUUGGGAAUAGUGAAAGAGUUAUGUAAACGAGGAGUCAGCCAUGUUUAUCUUACGGCUCGAGAUGAAAAAAGAGGCGUAGAAGCUGUAAAUAAUCUAAAACUAGAAGGUUACAAUCCCCUUUUUCACCAACUCGACAUAACAAAUGAAGAAAGUGUUAUAAGGUUUGCUGGUUUUAUUAAAACAGAGCUCAGAGGAAUUGAUAUUUUAUUUAAUAAUGCUGCAGUCGCAGGUGAUAACGUAACAGGAGCAACAUAUGAAGACGCGAAUCGCGUUAUCAGUGUCAACUUUGAUAGCAUUCUCACUAUUGAAAAGUAUAUCUUUCCGUUGUUAAAUAAUAACGCACGUGUUAUCAACGUGUCGAGUGAUCUUGGGCAUUUAUCUAAACUGAAGAAUAAAUAUUGGAUUAGUACUCUCUCAAAAGAUGACUUAACAUUAGAUAAUGUCAAAAAAUUUACGGAUUGGUUUUUAGACGCGGUAAGGAAUAAUACUUUGAAAGAAGAAGACUUUUCGUUGCCUUAUUUUUUAUCGUAUGUAGUAUCAAAAAUUGCUUUGUCUGCAUACACGAGAAUACAGCAGAAAAAAAUUGGGAGAGGAAUUUCUAUAAAUUCGUUGCACCCUGGCUUUGUGAAAACGUCAAUGACGAAGGAAACAGGUAUGCUAACUAUUGAGCAAGCCAGUGAUGCUCCCGUUUAUUUGGCUUUAGAUGCUGAUCAAUCUAUCAAGGGCAAAUACAUUUGGUUUGACAAAACCGAAAAAGAAUGGACUAAUAUUUCAUUAGACCUAAAUUACGUUGAUCCAAGCCUGUUCAAAAAAUUACUAGAUCGGAGAGCUAUAGAAACACCUUUAAAAGUUUAUCAUGAGGAAUAA
This is a messenger RNA of Pieris macdunnoughi, 915 nucleotides long. NCBI's taxonomy places the organism in Eukaryota, Metazoa, Arthropoda, Insecta, Lepidoptera, Pieridae. The record is from the annotation of a GenBank genome assembly.